Fusarium keratoplasticum is the source of this 474-nucleotide messenger RNA. RefSeq lists its product as uncharacterized. Bases 100 to 474 code for a protein of 124 amino acids. Lineage: Eukaryota; Fungi; Ascomycota; Sordariomycetes; Hypocreales; Nectriaceae. The record is from RefSeq and is a predicted model, not a curated record. The transcript has 2 exons.
CAAAUCCAUCUGAUUUUGCCGCACGACUGCAUAUAUGACCCCCAGCAUUGCUCAUCCCAACUAGCUCUGCGCACUCAGCGGUAUUACAACUCGUUAGAAAUGACAAACUCGACCAAGACUGGCGACGAGGCCAGUGGGGCCAAGCGCGCGAGCGAUUUUAAUGACUCCCUACAGAACGUGCCAGCCUUCGAAGCAAUGAUGUCUACCCUUCGGCUAGGGCAAAGAGCACAGAGCCAACUUCGAAAGUGCGAGUAUGACGAGUAUCUCAAGCUCUCUCAGCAAGCGGGACAGCUCCUACACGCCUCGACCGAGCAGAAGCAGCCCACCCCGGGCUGGUGUCCUGAGGCAGAGGAGAUCCAGCAGCAGGUGAACGAAAAGUUCAAGGAUUAUCCUGAGGUGGCGCAGAAUUUCAGGGCGUUUGUGCAGAAUGGGCAUGUGGCCAUCACGCAGGCCAGGGCCACGGGGAAGAAAUAA